AUGAGUUCGUCUCUACCUAUGAGGCUGCUUCUGCCUCUUACACCUUCCUUGCUUUCUCCUUGUUCGGAUUCUCGAGCUCCGUCUCCUCUAAGAUCGAAAAACCCUAACUUUAAUCUCCGAUCUCCUUCUUCCUUUACCACAUGUUGUUCUUCUUCCCAGUGGCAGCUUUUCCCUGGGCGAAGACAGCGAUUCAGAUCCUUCUCUCCUUGUGUUCCUAUGUGCACGAAAGACCAAGACAAGACAGAUAGCUGGAGAAAUGAAGAUGAUCAUAUUACUACUACUUGUGGGCUUGAAUCUGAUGAAGACUCCGGCGGCGGCCUCCGGAUUCCUACUCAGGCUCAGGCUAUCGUUGAAGGGUCUGGUUCUGUUGCUGUCUCAGAACUCAAACCUUCCCCUGAUGUAGACUACAUUCAAGAGCUAUUGGCUAUACAGCAACAAGGGCCUAGAACAAUUGGCUUCUUUGGGACUAGGAACAUGGGUUUCAUGCAUCAAGAACUCAUCGAGAUUCUUAGCUACGCCAUGGUUAUUACUAAAAACCAUAUAUAUACUUCAGGUGCAUCUGGAACUAAUGCAGCUGUUAUCAGAGGUGCAUUGAGAGCAGAGAGGCCAGAGCUUCUUACAGUAAUCUUGCCUCAAAGUUUGAAAAAACAACCUCCCGAGAGCCAAGAACUCUUGUCCAAAGUACAAAACGUGGUAGAAAAGCCACACAAUGACCAUUUGCCAUUACUGGAAGCUAGCAGGCUGUGUAAUAUGGACAUCAUAUCACAGGUACAGCAAGUGAUCUGCUUCGCGUUUCAUGACAGUAAGCUACUCAUGGAGACAUGUCAGGAAGCUAAAAAUCUCCGCAAGAUUGUCACUCUUUUCUACCUCGAUUGA
This is a messenger RNA of Eruca vesicaria subsp. sativa (arugula), 876 nucleotides long. Lineage: Eukaryota; Viridiplantae; Streptophyta; Magnoliopsida; Brassicales; Brassicaceae. The record is from the annotation of a GenBank genome assembly.